GGCCGGCCACUUUCUCCCGAGGUCGGCGGCGAGCCGCGCGGUGCCGCUCCAGUCCGCCGCCGUCUGCCGUCCAAUAUGGCCGCCUCCAUCGCGAGAGAGUUCUGAGUGGUCUCACCAGCAUAUGGACGAUAGUGAACAGCGCUCAUCAUGAAGUGUUCGGGUGUGAUCUUGUGUGCUGUGGUGUUAGUGGCUCUGCUGGCUGCUGUGAAUGGAGUGGGCCAGCGGCGCUGUUUCCAGUGUCGGUCUCGUGGCUCCCGCGGCGGCUGCAAGGACUCGUUCUCUCACAACAUGACACAGCUGCUGGCAGGGGGCGUGCGAGGCGUGCGGGCCGAGCCCUGUGCCUCCGGCUGGUGCGGCAAGAUCAUAGAGGGCGACACAGGCGUCAAUGACUACGACACGGCCACGGAGCGGAUGUGCAUGCAGCGGCCUCCAUCGGACCUGCAGGAGCGCUGUGACCUGACCAUGUACGGCCAGUACCGUAAAGUCUACCUGUGCAUGUGUCAGGGUGACCUCUGCAACGGAGCCGGCCGGACACCCGCCUCCGCUGCCGCCGUCACCGCCGCCGCCCUCCUGAGCCUGACGGCAGCUGCAUUGCUCAGCUGACGGGCCGGAGAUGACGUCAACAGUCAGCUGACUGGUCGGUGAUGACGUCAUCAGUCAGCUGACUGGUCAGUGGUGAUGUCAUCAGUCAGCUGACUGGUCGGUGAUGACGUCACAAGUCAACUGACUGGUCUAAGCUGAUGUCAUCAAUCAGCGGAUCGACCUUUGCUGACGAGUGACGCUUGGACAGUCUGGAUCCCACAAGGUCACGACAAAUGACGUGAUGUCGCAUAAGCGGAUGUCAUGCCUUCCGCAAAAUGUCAUCGCAUGAAGUUUGCGGUCAAGUGCCUUCCGAUGAUUCAGAGCUGAUGGACUCGCAUGCGAGGCACUUGCUUUGUGAAACGAGGACACUAGCACGAGCAUGUCUGGGAUAUACUCAGAUUGCGACAUGGACAAACGGGACUUCACUUCCAUGACGUCAUGAUGCCUUUCGUUUCAUCGCAAAAAAUAAUACCGUGAAGUGCAACUGAUUGUUGGAUAGCACUUGCGCACUGCAACCAAGGCACUGCAACAAGCUCUCAGAAAACCAAGCCUGCCCCCGCCAAAGGGAGGGUGUUGCAACAAGUGAAAUGCCUGGAGUGUCUGACGUCGUUUGGACGGUUCCCAGUUGACUGUGGUUUACCAUGCACUGUGCAGUGACUUCCUGCGACUGAGCCGAGUUCGGUGUUCUGUGAUACCUACUGUCGCGACGCGGGACUGUGCUCCGGCACCAGGCGAGACUGGCUCUGAGACUGUAUCGGACCAGUCAUCUGGUUCGGACCAAUCGGGACCACAAGUGAAUGGGGCUCCGACCGUAAGGUCCAACUCGGUCGACUGUGCCAGGACGAGUCGGCUUUGAGUCAGCCUAAGUCGACUUUGAGUCGCAGUGAACAGUCUUAGCUGGGUUCGGUCAGUCUGAGCGGAGUCCGAGUCAGUCGAGCGGAGUCUGAGUCAGUCUGAGUGAAGUCCGAGUCAAUGUGAGCCAGGAAGCGUCAAUGUGAGUCGGUAUGGAUUAUGCCUGAGUUCACGGCGUGUGCUCGUCGGUAAUGUGUGGCCGAACCGGGACCAGAAAUCCGGCCCAAGUUUCCUAGUGUAACUAGUGAUCCCUAAGAUGCGAUAGGUAUGUGAAAUUCGAUGCCAAGAGUAAUAAUAUUAUUUGAGAACAUCGCAAAAAAAAUACCUACGAGUAUUACUGAUAGGUAUGUUGUCAGUUAUCAUUUCGUUAGUAUCAUCAUCUUGCCUUCCCUGCGACUGCAACAAGUGUGGGUAUUGGUUUUGAAAUUUUGACUUCGCUCUUAUAAAUAUGAUGGACAAAUGAGAUUCGUGUAUUGCACUGCUAGGAUCGCAAACAUACUGUGUUUUAAUAAAUUGCAUCAAUUCAUGGUAAA
Molecule: messenger RNA, 1967 nt
Organism: Amphibalanus amphitrite
Lineage: Eukaryota; Metazoa; Arthropoda; Thecostraca; Balanomorpha; Balanidae
Exons: 3
Coding region: 148-603 (151 amino acids)
Biological process (GO): sleep; positive regulation of voltage-gated potassium channel activity; regulation of synaptic transmission, cholinergic
Source: RefSeq, a predicted model, not a curated record